This is a messenger RNA of Vicugna pacos (alpaca), 1222 nucleotides long. It is a transcript of the gene AKR1A1, whose product is annotated as aldo-keto reductase family 1 member A1. Gene Ontology annotation, biological process: aldehyde catabolic process. Gene Ontology annotation, molecular function: alcohol dehydrogenase (NADP+) activity. The record is from RefSeq and is a predicted model, not a curated record. Lineage: Eukaryota; Metazoa; Chordata; Mammalia; Artiodactyla; Camelidae.
UCCUGUCUAGAGCCGAGUUCCUGCCUCCAGCCUCAGGCGGGUUUACCCUGCUGCCCACGAAUCCCAGAAGCUGAGACCCACUGGGUCGCCAGCAGGGCACAGGACUGAACCGAGAGACCACACCUCGCUGUUUACGUUCUGUGCUUGUGCCGAGGGGACAAUGGCGACUUGUGUCCUCCUGCACACUGGGCAGAAGAUGCCCCUGAUUGGACUGGGCACCUGGAAGAGCCAGCCUGGCCAGGUAAAAGAAGCUAUUAAGUAUGCCCUGAGUGUAGGCUACCGCCACAUUGACUGUGCUGCUGUCUACGGGAAUGAGACUGAGAUUGGGGAGGCCCUGAAGGAGAAUGUGGGACCUGGCAAGGCGGUGCCUCGGGAGGAGCUGUUUGUGACUUCCAAGCUGUGGAACACGAAGCACCACCCUGAGGAUGUAGAGCCUGCCCUCCGGAAGACGCUGGCUGACCUCCAACUGGAGUAUUUGGACCUGUACCUGAUGCACUGGCCUCAUGCCUUUGAGCGGGGAGAUAACCCCUUCCCUAAGAAUGCCGAUGGGACUAUCCGCUAUGACUCCAUCCACUACAAGGAGACCUGGAAGGCUCUGGAGGCACUGGUGGCUAAAGGGCUGGUGCGGGCACUGGGCCUGUCCAACUUCAACAGUCGGCAGAUUGAUGAUGUGCUCAGUGUGGCCUCUGUGCGCCCAGCUGUCCUGCAGGUGGAAUGCCACCCAUACCUGGCUCAGAACGAGCUCAUUGCCCACUGCCAAGCACGCGGCCUGGAGGUGACUGCUUAUAGCCCUCUGGGCUCCUCUGAUCGUGCUUGGCGUGAUCCUGGUGAGCCCGUCCUGCUGGAGGAGCCAGUGGUCUUGGCACUGGCUGAAAAGCAUGGCCGGUCUCCAGCUCAGAUCCUGCUCAGGUGGCAGGUCCAGCGGAAAGUCAUCUGCAUCCCCAAGAGUAUCACACCUUCCCGUAUCCUUCAGAACAUCCAGGUGUUUGACUUCACCAUUAGCCCGGAGGAGAUGAAGCAGCUGGAUGCCCUGAAUAAAAAUUUACGAUUCAUUGUGCCAAUGCUUACGGUGGAUGGGAAGAGGGUCCAGAGAGAUGCAGGGCACCCUCUGUACCCCUUUAACGACCCAUAUUGAGACCACAGCUUCCUGGCUUUUCAGCUCUCCAGCUACAAAGUCCUGCCAUCCCUAGAAAGGGAGUUAAUAAAGCCAUUGGAACAUCCA